AUGGAUUUGUUCGCCUGGAGUGCACAAGACCUUCCUGGGAUAGAUCCUGAUUUCAUAUGUCACAAGUUAGCGUUGAAUCCAGGAGUGAAGCCAAUUUCUCAGAUGAAAAGGAAAAUGGGCGAAGAGAAAGCACAGGCAGUGAAGGCUGAGACAAACAAGUUGAUCGAUGCUGGAUUUAUAAGAGAGGUAAAAUAUCCUACUUGGUUAGCUAACGUUGUGAUGGUGAAGAAGAGUAACGGGAAGUGGCGGAUGUGCACAGACUACACGGAUUUGAAUAAACACUGUCCAAAGGAUUCCUAUCCUCUCCCAAACAUUGACAAAUUGGUGGAUAGGGCUUCUGGAUUUGGGAUGCUGAGUUUGAUGGAUGCUUACUCUGGAUAUCAUCAAAUCCGAAUGUAUGCGCCUGAUGAGGAGAAAACAGCUUUCAUGAUAAAUCAGGCCAAUUAUUGUUAUCAGACUAUGCCAUUUGGGCUGAAGAACGCUGGAGCUACUUAUCAGAGGCUUAUGGACAGAGUCUUUGAGAAACAAGUGGGGAGAAACAUGGAAAUUUAUGUGGAUGAUAUGGUUGUCAAGUCAGAGGAGAUGGGUGGACAUUGUAUUGAUUUAGUAGAGGCUUUUGGAGAAAUAAGGGGGCACAACAUGCGGCUCAAUCCGAAGAAAUGCUCUUUCGGGAUUCAAAGUGGAAAAUUCUUGGGCUUUAUGAUCACAAGGAGAGGAAUAGAAGUUAAUCCUGAUAAAUGCAAGGCGAUUCUGGAAAUGCAAAGCCCUACAUCCGUGAAAGAUGUCCAGAAGUUAACAGGAAGGAUAACAGCUCUGUCAAGGUUUUUACCUUGCUCUGGAAGCAAGGCGGCUCCAUUUUUCCAGUGCUUAAGGAAGAACAAGGUUUUUCAGUGGACAGAAGAAUGCGAGCAAGCUUUUCAAAAUCUGAAGGAGCAUCUAUCUAAGCCUCCCAUAUUAUCAAAGCCAAUUCCAGGUAUUCCUAUAUCGGUUUUUAUUUCAAUAUCGGAUAAUGCUGUGAGUUCUGUCUUUUUGCAAGAAUGUAAGGAUGAGACUAGAAUCAUAUAUUUUGUAAGCCAUGCUUUACAAGGAGCUGAGGUGAGAUACCAAAAGAUUGAAAAGGCUGCUUUAGCCUUAAUCAUUUCUGCUCGAAAACUGAGGCCUUACUUUCAAGGUUUCCAAGUUAAAGUCAAAACUGACUUCCCACUACGCCAAGUUUUGCAAAAGCCAGACUUGGCAGGGCGAAUGGUCUCUUGGGCUGUUGAAUUGUCAGAGUUUGGGAUUGUGUUUGAAAAGAAAGGUCAGGUUAAGCCUCAAGCCUUAGCUGAUUUUGUUAAUGAGAUGUCACCAGAGGCGAAAGUUUCAGAAGGAGAGGAAUGGGCUUUAUCUGUUGAUGGGUCAUCUAAUUUAAAAGGAAGUGGAGCUGGAAUAGUUCUUGAGGGCCCGGGCGGAGUCAUUAUUGAGCAGUCCUUGAAAUUUGAUUUCAAAGCAAGUAAUAACCAGGCAGAGUACGAGGCGAUCAUUGCUGGGAUGAGGUUGGCUAUCGAGAUGAAUGUUCAUAGUCUCGUUAUCAAAACCGAUUCUCAGCUCGUGGCGAAUCAGAUAAAGGGUGAAUAUCAAGCUAAGGAUGUGCAAUUGACAAAAUAUCUAGAAAAGGCGCAGGAAUUGAUGAAACACAUAGACAAUGUUCAGGUGAACCAUGUUCCCAGAGAAGAAAAUACAAGGGCUGACGUACUUUCCAAAUUGGCAAGUACUAAGAAGUCAGGCAACAACAAGUCAGUGAUUCAAGAAACUUUGAAAAGCUCAAGUGUGAAUGAGGAUGACGCAGUCAUGGCAACCGGGUUGGUGUCAGCAAAUUGGAUUGAAAGGGUUAAAAUGUGCUUACAGGCAGAUGGAGCUGACUUGGUUCUAUUUUCAAAGGACCAAAUCCGGGAGGCUAGUCACUAUACAUUGCUAGGUGAUCAGCUUUACCGAAGGGGCGUUGGAGUUCCUUUGUUGAGGUGUGUGACCAGGGACGAGGCUGACAGGAUUAUGUUUGAAGUCCAUGAAGGUGUUUGCGCAAGCCAUGUGGGCGGAAGAUCUUUGGCUGCGAAAGUAUUAAGGGAAGGAUUUUACUGGCCCACCUUGAGGAGUGAUUGCAUGGACUAUGUCAAGAAAUGCGAGAAGUAUCAAGUUUAUGCUGAUUUGCACAGGGCACCGCCAGAGGAGUUAAGUUCCAUGAGUUCUUCGUGGCCAUUUUCUAUGUGGGGCGUUGAUAUUCUUGGACCUUCCACUCCAGCAGGGGCGCAGGUAAGAUUUGUGUUGGUUGCUGUUGAUUACUUUACAAAAUGGAUAGAGGCAGAAUCCAUGGCGAAGAUUACUGCAGAAAAGGUCAAGAAAUUUUAUUGGCAAAAAAUAAUAUGCAGAUUUGGUGUGCCAGCAACUGUGGUGUCUGACAAUGGAACACAAUUUACAAGCAAGAAGGUCAGAGAUUUUUGUGAUGAAAUGAGAAUUGAGAUGAGGUUUGCUUCUGUUGAGCAUCCGCAAUCUAAUGGUCAGGUAGAGGCUGCGAACAAAGUCAUUCUGAAUGGUAUAAAGAAGAGACUCGGCGAAGCAAAAGGUUUAUGGGCUGAUGAACUGCUAACCGUGAUUUGGGCGUACAACACGACUCCCCAAUCCACUACCGGGGAAACACCUUUUAAACUUGCUUAUGGAGUGGAUGUUAUGAUUCCAGUGGAGAUACAGGAUGUGACUUUCAGGGUUGCAACUUAUGAUGAGGAUCAGAAUCAAGACAACAGGCUGAUAGAUCUGAAUUUGGCUGAAGAGGUUAAGGCAGAAGUCAGGCUUAGGCAGGCUGCAGUCAAGCAAAGGUCAGAAAGGCGUUAUAAUACCAGAGUUGUCCCAAGACACAUGCAAGUGGGCGAUCUUGUUUUGCGAAGAAAAGCAAAGGGUCCUGACGAUUCAAAGUUAUCACCCAAUUGGGAGGGUCCUUACAGAAUCUUGCGUGAUCUAGGUCAAGGGGCUUAUCACUUGGAGGAGUUAUCUGGGCGAAGGGUUCCUAGGGCUUGGAAUGCGCAGCACCUUUGUUACUAUUACAGUUGA
Messenger RNA from Lotus japonicus, 3078 nucleotides. RefSeq lists its product as uncharacterized. Gene Ontology annotation, molecular function: RNA-DNA hybrid ribonuclease activity; nucleic acid binding. Bases 1 to 3078 code for a protein of 1025 amino acids. The transcript has a single exon. Gene Ontology annotation, biological process: DNA integration. The record is from RefSeq and is a predicted model, not a curated record. Lineage: Eukaryota; Viridiplantae; Streptophyta; Magnoliopsida; Fabales; Fabaceae.